AUGGCAACGCGACCGACCACACCCAGCCCAAGUCCAAUCAUGACCCAGCAACUCUCAAAUUAUCAACUUGGAGAUUCGCUGGGUAAAGGCGCGUUUGCCCAAGUGUUUCGCGCGUUGAACUGGACGACGGGCGAGACGGUGGCCAUCAAGCAAAUACAGCUCAGUAACAUUCCAAAGAGCGACCUUGGCGAGAUUAUGGCCGAGAUCGAUUUGCUCAAGAACCUCAACCAUCCAAAUAUUGUCAAAUACAAAGGAUUUGUCAAGACGCCGGAAUACCUGAAUAUUAUUCUCGAAUAUUGCGAGAACGGAUCUCUGCAUAACAUUUGCAAACGCUUUGGAAAGUUCCCGGAGAACCUCGUUGCGGUUUACAUCUCUCAAGUUUUACAUGGACUCGUGUACCUGCAUGACCAAGGUGUCAUUCAUCGAGAUAUUAAAGGGGCAAACAUUCUCACGAACAAGGAUGGAUGCGUCAAGCUUGCCGACUUUGGUGUCGCCACCGCCCAAGUCAGCGACAGCGCAGUUGUUGGCAGCCCUUACUGGAUGGCCCCGGAGGUCAUUGAGCAACUUGGUGCGACGACUGCGUCGGACAUUUGGAGCGUUGGAUGUGUGGUCAUUGAGUUGUUGGAAGGAAAACCUCCUUACCAUUUCUUGGACCCAAUGCCUGCUCUUUUCCGCAUCGUGCAGGACGACUGUCCUCCCAUUCCUGAGGGUGCUUCACCCAUUGUAAAGGACUUUCUCUACCACUGCUUCCAAAAGGACUGCAAUCUCAGAAUCAGUGCGAAGAAGCUCCUUCGCCAUCCAUGGAUGAUCUCAGCAAAAAAGCAGAUGAACAAUAUGAACGGGCCAGCACCGACUGGCACUGGGGAAAAGACGACAGAGGGACGCCCACUCAGCAAUAACUACAACUAUGACGAUGCUGUCCAGAGAGUACAGCAGUGGAAUGAGGCCCUCAAAUCACCCACUAAACCGCAACAGCCGAAACGCGUGAGGUCACCUUCUCCAACACCUCCACCGGCAAAGGUUGCAGAAAUGAUGACAUGGAAACUGGCAUCGCCUCCUGCACGUUCGCGAAGUUCGUCUGCAGGCAUGGCCAGCCUCCCUCUCCUUCCCAACCUGUUACCGCUCGCAAAUCCUGCUCCUGUUGUAGCGCGGCCUAUGGUUGUUCCAGAGAUUGAAGAGGCGACGGACAACUGGGACGAUGAUUUUGAAGAGGAUAUCACGCUCACCAAGUUGCAACUCAAGACGGUUCCUACACCUGAUCCUGCACCCGCCAAGGCACCGGUUAAGCAAAACAUUUUCACUAAAAAAGCCACGCCAACCAAAAAGAGCAAGGCUCCUCCAGUAAUCAAAGAGCCAUUGGCAAAGGUGACCUCACCUGAGCGGGAAGAUGCCAAUGCUCGAACUAUUCGGCCGACGCUUACAGAGAGCCCGACUCUCUCCUCGAAGAACAUCCCACCCAAAGUACCUCCACUACCUUCUCAGCAGACAUCGCGCCCGGUCACGCCUCCAGUACCGCCUCUACCGCCGCAGAUCGUGAAAGAGAAAUCGCCCUUGGAUAGCCUAGAUAUCACACCGCCUGCAGGGUCCAGUAAGCAGGCACCAAAACCUUUGCCUGGCCUGGCGGAAGAAGGCUAUGAUGAUCUUUUCGAUGCGGAGGAAGACGACUUGUUUGGUAAAGUUGAAUCAUUCAAGCUGAAGGCUGGCUCGAGAAAGGGACUAUUCUUCCCAGAGGAUAUCAAGACUGUCGGUGUAUCCUCUUCUCCGAAGAAUUUGUCACCUGUUCCACCUAAAUCGGCACCCUUACCAUCGCUGCCGAGGCGGUCAUCUCAUUCCGAUCUGCCGUCUCCAAACACGCCCAUCAGUCGUCGCUCGUCACAGUCGCGGUUCAACGGCCCCAUGACGCCUCCUUCGUCCAUGUCCAAAGGCUCUACAUCCGAAUCGGCGUUGAAGAAGAUUCAGAGUCAAGCCGAACUCGAGAGGUAUACUGAAGACGACGAUGAAGACUACGAAGAUGUGUUCGGAAAAGUGCCUGCAUCUGGAUCUGGACAGACCAUGCAAAUGCUCAAGCUGAAUCUUUCCAAUAAGUCUUGGAUUGCGGAAGAUGAUGGGGACACUUCAGAUGACGAAGAUCCAUUUGCAGAGAUCGACGAAGAGUUUGCGAUAGAUGACUACGACACCAAUCUACAACGAGACAAACACGCGCGUCUCUGCUCUCAAGUCAACCAGUUUAUCGAAGAUCUUUCUCCAGAUAGUGCAGAGCCAACGUUGCGUCGAGCGUGUGACCAGAUCAUUGAAAUCUUGGAUGAAACGCCGGAGAUGCAGAACCAACUGAUGUCUUCGCAUGGGAUGCUGGCAAUCUUGGAGCUUGUUACAUCUGACUUGGGAUUCUUAGAGAGUUUCUGUCUGAUUGGUGGUAUUCCAGUCCUCAUGGGUUUCACGACCAAGAAAUACUCUUCGGAGUGCCGACUAGAAGCUUCAAAGAUCAUCAAGUUGCUCUGCCAUACAUCCGUUCUCACACUGCAAAUGUUCAUCUCAUGCCGCGGUUUACGAGUUUUGGUCGAUAUCCUAGACGAAGACUAUGCGGAGCAGAGCGAGCUCGUCAGCCACGCUCUCAAUGGUAUUGGGAGCGUGUUUGAGCUGCAGUCUCCUACACCCAAGAAUGAUUUUUGCCGGAUGUUCAUCCGCGAUGGACUACUCGAUCCCCUGUCCAUGGCUUUGCUCAACGUCAUUUCUUCCAAGGACACCCUAAGAGCAUCAGAGAUGAAGACGAGAAUUCUGCAAAUCAUUGUCGUCUACUGCCAGGUUAGCCAAUCGGACGCAUUCGUACGAAACGCGAUUGGAACACGAAAGGUUAUUCGACGACUCUUGCGCGGUUGCGAACUGCUCGAGCCUGAACACCUAGUCCUGCUACUCAAGGCAAUCAAGCAUCUUUCAAUGAGCCCUUCUUUGUUGGACGUGCUACAGAAUACCAACGCGAUCGAGAUAUUGGUGACUAUUUUGGCCAAUCAGAUGGGUGGUCAGCACAGCACUGAAAUUUCAAAUCACAUCAUUCAAACAUGCUACAACCUUUGUCGGCUCAACAAGGGACGACAGGAGGAAGCCGCUCAGGCUGGGAUAUUGCCAUGUCUUAAGCGGGUCAUUAGCACCAAUUCACCUCUUCGGCAGUUUGCGCUUCCAAUUCUGUGCGAUCUUGCCAGUGCAGGCAAGAGUUGCCGCUCUCUUCUAUGGCAGCAUGGCGGCAUGAACAUUUAUCUCGAUUUGCUAUCCGACCCAUACUUCCAGGUUAGCGCUCUUGACGCCAUCCUAUCUUGGCUCCAGGACGAUAUGGCACGUGUGGAAGAUGUGUUAGCCGAACCGUCUUCCGUUGAAUGCAUUCUCAAGUGCUUCUCGACUGCCAAGGCCAACUCGUUUGAGAAUAUCCUCGACCCCUUGCUCAAAAUAGUUCGAGCUAGCACCGCGGUGACGAUCGGACUUGCAAAGCCUGAAUUCUUCCAACGGUUGACCGACAGACUAUCACACCACAAGGCCGUUGUACGCUUGAAUCUUCUCAAGUUACUCAAGGCCAUUUGUGAUAUUCACCCGGAUCGGGCGAGUCUUGUCGAACGUUUCGGACUGUAUGAUGUGGUCGAGCGUUUAAGUCGGACCGACGGUGCCAUACUCGUUCGCGAACUCGCUCGCGAUAUCGUUCCCAUUCUUCUCCCCGGUGCGACAGGGAGUACACUACUAGCGAGAGCAAAUGCUUCCUUAAUGGAACAACACCCUGUAGCGAAUCGAUCCGCCGGCGCUCUACUCGACAUGCAUUCGUUUGAUGAUAUCGCCAAAGGUAGACGGGGCUCUGCACGCGGUUUAGCUGCUGAACCCAUCUUCCAACCGCGGCGACCGCCUCGGCGGACCGCAUCCGAAGUGUCUUCUUCCCCACCCAUGCGGGGCGGGUCUCCGCAACUGUAUUCGCCAGACAAUUCACUCAUUGGCGAGGGUCCCAAGCGUGUGCGCCCGGUGCUCAUUCAACGACGGUCUACUAGGGACUCGACCUCGAUGCUAGCAUCAAGUGGGAUGAACAGUGAUACCGACCAUUACUCACGCGGUCCAUCCGGAGUGGUCUCCGAUUCGAAACUUCUUCCGCGAAGGCCCAAGGCUUGA
Molecule: messenger RNA, 4140 nt
Organism: Serendipita indica DSM 11827
Lineage: Eukaryota; Fungi; Basidiomycota; Agaricomycetes; Sebacinales; Serendipitaceae
Source: the annotation of a GenBank genome assembly